This is a messenger RNA of Moneuplotes crassus, 950 nucleotides long. Lineage: Eukaryota; Ciliophora; Spirotrichea; Euplotida; Euplotidae. The record is from the annotation of a GenBank genome assembly.
AAAAUGUCAAAACAUUUUAGUAAGAAAAUCUCUAUGAGAAAUCCCAAAGGCAAGGCUGAGUUUAAAUGAAAUUGCUGCCAGAUCAAGUUUUCUACAAGAUACAGUAUGGAAAGACACAUGAGACUGAAGAAUAAUAGGAUUAAGAACUACGAAUGCCAAUACUGAGGUUUGGAGUGAGGUGGAGCUAUUUUCUUGGAGAAGCAUCUUAAUGCCCAUACUGAGAUCUUUAAAUUCAAGUGAGACCAGUGAGAUAAAAGAUUCAAAGACCAGAAGAGGCUUAAUUGUCAUGUUCCUCACUGAAACAAGUUCAAGGAAAUGGCGCAGAGAAUGAAUAUUGCUCACCCUGCUCCAAAAAGUUAUAAUAUAACCUCCUCCAAACUAGACUGCUCUGAAGGUGCUUUUGCUUCCAAAAGGAUUCAUUCUCACUACAUUGAUGCAUCAAGAAAGGAUACCUCUGUGGAGAGUUCUAAUGAGGCAAUUGAUCAUAGUUUGGCGAAUAAUAGUGCUUCUGAGAAAAGCUACAACCUCUCUGAUGUAACCCCAUACAAUAGCGAUCUCAACCGUACGGUCGAGAAGAUAAUGGAUGUCAGUCAUGAAGGAAUCACUGAUAGAGUAGGUGGAAGGAGCCCAGUCCUCAGUCUUAAUGACAUCUCUGAUAUCUUUAACAAGAAAAAUAAAGAGACUGAAAUCGUUCAAAAUUUGGUAAAGAUUCAAAAACCUGUAGCCACUAAGCCAAAGAUCUCAUCAAGAAAAGGAUCAUGCUGGAGCGAAAUAUCUUCUAAGCCAAAGCCAGAUACUUGUUCAGUCUCUACUCAGACUGAAGAUCUUACUCAAGAGCACUGAGUUUGCUGGAGCAAGGAAUUGUUCAAUUCUUAUUUAUACUAUCUAUCACAGUCAGUGUACCAGCUUUCUGCCAGCAUUCAAGUAGGAAGGGCUUAUAACUAUUAAUU